AUGGACUCUUUCUGGGUCGCCGAGUCCGCCGGGUACGAGUCCCACGGCUGGCGGAAGCGGAAAGGCGGGAAGAUUCGCGAUGGGGACUUCCAAAGAAUACAACAGGUGGUUAUUUGGGUCGACUGGGUCCCUGGAUACGAUGCGGGUAUGAGGAGCGAGGAAUCAUGGCGCGCCUACUACUUUUCAUACCCGUUCUAG
Messenger RNA from Aspergillus neoniger CBS 115656, 198 nucleotides. RefSeq lists its product as uncharacterized. NCBI's taxonomy places the organism in Eukaryota, Fungi, Ascomycota, Eurotiomycetes, Eurotiales, Aspergillaceae. The record is from RefSeq and is a predicted model, not a curated record. The coding region runs from base 1 to 198 and encodes 65 amino acids. The transcript is spliced from 2 exons.